Periophthalmus magnuspinnatus is the source of this 579-nucleotide messenger RNA. It is a transcript of the gene lhcgr, whose product is annotated as luteinizing hormone/choriogonadotropin receptor. Gene Ontology annotation, biological process: luteinizing hormone signaling pathway; phospholipase C-activating G protein-coupled receptor signaling pathway; ovulation cycle process. Gene Ontology annotation, molecular function: luteinizing hormone receptor activity. Gene Ontology annotation, cellular component: membrane. NCBI's taxonomy places the organism in Eukaryota, Metazoa, Chordata, Actinopteri, Gobiiformes, Gobiidae. The record is from RefSeq and is a predicted model, not a curated record.
AUGCUAACUAUUUAUCAGUUACUUUUAUCACAAAAGUAUAGAUCGCGACUUCGGUUGUUGGACUACCGCAACUUUGGUCGCUGCUGUUGCUUUAACCUCUGUGAGAAGAUUGCAGGCUUCAGUUUCCUCUGUGUUGCCAUCUGAUUCAUCAGCAUCUUGGCCAUCACUGGAAACUUAACUGUUCUUCUUGUCUUCUUCUCCAGCGCCAGCAAACUAACCAUUCCAUGCUUUCUUAUGUGCCAUCUUGCAUUUGCUGAUCUGUGCAUUGAAAUAUAUCUGCUCGCAUCAGUGGACUUAAGGACUCGUGGGAACUACAGUCAGCAUGCUAUCAAGAAGCAGACUGGACCAGGCUGCAGUGUGGCUGGUUUUCUGUCUGUUUUUGGAGGAGAACUGUCAGUUUAUACCCAGACAGAGCGAUGGCAAGCUACAACAAAUGCCCUACAAGUGAAGUGCCAUCUUGGUCUAACAAGCUGCAUAAUGUCCACAGGUUGGCUUGGCUGUUUGGCAAUGGGUAUCUUGCCUCUGAUUGGAGUCUGUAGUUACAGUAAAGUUAGUAUGUGUCUGCCAAUGGAUAUAUAA